AUGGCCUCUUCUCCCCAUACACCAAGCGCGAAAACACUCGCAGAUUCUUCUUUACCAGACCCAACCCCGGAAGUCCAACAACACGCGGAGGCUCCAAAAGCCGAUCCCGAACGCAGCGCCAAAGCAUGGAGGGCUGUCGCAGGUUCAUCGGCAGCCCUUUUCGCCUCCUUUGGCUGGGUUAACUGUAUUGGGGUCUUCCAAGCGGAGUACGAGACGAGCCAGUUGAAAGGCUACAGUAGUUCGACAAUCUCGUGGAUAACUUCAAUGGAGUUUUUCCUAAUGUUAUUCCCCUCACCUAUAGCGGGUAAGCUUUUUGACAACUACGGUCCACGGAUUCCCAUCGCGAUCGGCACGCUGGUUCAUUGCUUUGGUCUCAUGAUGGCUAGCCUGUCCCGGGAGUAUUAUCAGUUCAUGCUAAGCCAGUCUGUUUGCUCGGGCCUCGGUUGCGCCAUGAUCUUCACCCCAUCGAUGAGCGCUCCCUAUACGUGGUUCCGGAGAAGGCGUGCCAUUGCCUCUGGGCUGACUGUUGCGGGCUCCUCCCUUGGUGGGGUCAUUUUUCCACUAAUGGUCCAACAUCUUAUCCCCCAAGUGGGUUUCGCCUGGACCAUGAGAAUCUGUGCUUUCCUUGUCUUAGCCAUGAUGAUCUUCGCCAACCUCACGAUCUCGUCGUCAUUGGUGCAUCAUCCGCGGCCUUUCAAAACUAGUGAUUAUACUCGGCCCCUCCGCGAGCUGAACUUUUGUGUUCUGGCUGCAGCUUGCUUUUUCCUUUACUGGGGCAUGUUUGUCCCCUUUAAUUACAUCGCGGUGGUAUCUAUGCAGCACGGAAUGUCUCCAAGCCUCGCACUAAGCCUCAUACCAAUCCUCAACGGCGCUAGCUUCUUCGGUCGUACUGUGCCCAACUACAUCGCUGACCGCGUGGGUGCAUUCAACGUCAUGAUCGUCAUGACCACCUUCACCGCCGCCCUCGUCCUAGCAUUAUGGCUCCCAGCACGUAGCAACGGGGCGAUUUUGACCUUCACUGCUCUCUUCGGAAUUGGGUCAGGGGGAGGGGUCGGGUUGGGUCCUGUCUUAAUUGCUAUUCUAUCCCCAAUAAGUGAGGUGGGGGUCCGCGUCGGCCUAACCCUUGCCAUUGGCGCCAUCGGUGGUCUUACCGGCCCUCCUAUUGCGGGAGCCAUUGCGGCGCAGGAUGGGGACAGCUUCAGGUUUGCCUGCGUCUUUUCUGGGGUUAGCUAUGUACUUUCUCUCUGCUUUGUGAUUCUCCGUGUCAGGCGGGGCGGCUGGAGGGUUGCAUCGAAGGUAUGA
Molecule: messenger RNA, 1302 nt
Organism: Aspergillus pseudonomiae
Lineage: Eukaryota; Fungi; Ascomycota; Eurotiomycetes; Eurotiales; Aspergillaceae
Product: major facilitator superfamily domain-containing protein
Exons: 5
Coding region: 1-1302 (433 amino acids)
Biological process (GO): transmembrane transport
Cellular component (GO): fungal-type vacuole membrane
Molecular function (GO): transmembrane transporter activity
Source: RefSeq, a predicted model, not a curated record